Molecule: messenger RNA, 870 nt
Organism: Dendrobium catenatum
Lineage: Eukaryota; Viridiplantae; Streptophyta; Magnoliopsida; Asparagales; Orchidaceae
Exons: 3
Coding region: 1-870 (289 amino acids)
Source: RefSeq, a predicted model, not a curated record
AUGGAAGAGGAAUUUUCUGCUCUUACGUGUCAAGGCACAUGGUCACUUGUUCCACCACCUGAAAAGCUACAAUUCUCGGUUGCCGAUGGACGUUCAGACAAAAUUAUUGCCAAUGGAAACGAUCAAUCAUCAAUUGAGUUCCUUCUCACUACUCCGGUCUCACUUUCCCUCAAACAAUUAGGUAAUGUCUCCCUGUUCCUUGGCAUUCAAAUUCUUAAUACCCCCUCCGGAUACCUACUCAACCAACGUCAUUACGCUCUCAAGAUCCUCCAAGACGUCGGGCUACACGACUGCAGUACGGCUCCAACUCCGAUUACGCCAAAUCGUUCUGCUCCUGUUUCAGAUGACAAACCUUUCGUUGAUCCUCAUCUCUACCACAAGAUAGCUGGCUCUCUACAGUACAUGUCUAUUACUCGUCCGAACAUCCCAUUCCGCUGCAAAUCGCAUUUCCAACACAUGCACGCUCCAACCGAUCGUCACUUUCAGCUUCUUAAGAGACUGCUUCGUUACAUUAAAAGAUCGCUAAACUACGGUCUUCCGAUCUCUUCAGCUCCGACCGAAAAUCUGUCUCAGGAUUCUGCACCAUCUUGGCAAUACCUCAUUCCUGGUCCGUCAAGAAGCAAACGACCGUUGCAAAGUCGUCUGCCGAGGAAGAAUACGAUCACUGUCGCUGCUGCCUCUGAUGUUCUGUGGGCGUUCCUUGUUGAGGAACUUGCACCUAUUCUCAAAGUCUCCCACCACAUCUACUGUGACAACACCUCCGCGAUCGCUUGGCAAGGAAUCCCAUUUUCCAUGCUCGCACUAAACACAUCUAACUGGACUCAUCACACUUUCUUCGUCAACACAUUGACAGUGGAGCUAUCACCAUAG